AUUUUUUUAUUAAUUUGAAAAGAUUUGAAAAAAGAAGAGAAAAAAAAAUAGAAUCAAUAUCAUUUUUUAUCGAUGGCAUGCGAGGUCAUAAAUUCAUGGACAUUCAUUGGCCUAUUGGGUGCUUUCCUUAAUCUUUUCAUAGCUUAUAUAUUGCUCUGUGGAUCAUCCGUUGCGUAUUUGGCUUCAAAAAUUCUGGGUUUCUUUGGACUGUCCUUGCCUUGUCCUUGUAAUGGGAUUUUUGGGUACCCAAAUGAGAACCUUUGUGUGCAAGCCAUGCUGGUUAACCACCCAUUACUUAAAAUCUCAUCCGUUCAAUCUUCUGCUAUGAAAAGGUUUCCCUUUGAAUCAAUCUGGGACGGCCUUUAUCGAGGAGGAGGAGGAGGAGGAGUAGGAGAAGAAGAAGAGGAAGAUGGCAGUCGAAGCCAAUCGAAUUCCGAGAAAUGGCGGAAUGGAGGAGAAGCGUCUUCUAGUUCGUGGCAUGAGAAGAAGAACGUUGAAAAUGGGAGAUUUGGGUCGAAUCCUAAGGGGCCUUGUAGUUAUCAUCGAAGGCCUAGAGUUGGUCUUAGGAAUCGUUCUUCUGCUAGUGUUGGUUGUAAGCUUGGGACUCCAGCUAGCACCAAUUCUGUUAACUCCGAAGAUGGCAAAGAAAGCUCAAAAGAGUUUGGAUUGCUUAAGCAAGGUUCUUCGGGUUUCGAAAUCGACGAUGACCCUUUUUCUGUAGCUAAGAAAGAAUUAGCAUCGGUUGAGUCUCAGUGUGAUGGUCACAAAAAUGUGAUUAGGGUCUUAGAACGAGCUCUGGACAAAGAGCAUGCCGGUUGUGCUGCUCUGUACUUGGAGCUCGAGAAGGAGAGGAUCGCUGCUUCUACGGCUGCGGAUGAGGCUAUGGCAAUGAUACUGCGCCUGCAAGAAGAGAAGGCAACCAUUGAAAUGGAAGCAAAGCAAUAUCUGAGGAUGAUAGAAGAAAAAGCUGCAUUCGAUGAAGAAGAAAUGAACAUCCUGAAAGAGAAUUUAUUAAGAAGAGAAAGGGAAAAACUUUUCUUGGAGAAGGAAGUUGAAGCUUACAAGAAAAUGUUUUUCGACAAAGAUCAACUGUAUGCUGAUAUAUAUGAUGCUGCAGCUGUACAGGAGCAAAUGAUUUCAAAUGUGGGGCCGUUGCUAAUGUUGGAACAGAUCCCUCAAUCUGUUGGACAGAAGUGUGAGUUCACGUCGAUCGUGUCACCAAAUCGAUCUCUCGAUUUCGGGAAAGAGUUACUGAUUCCACGACUCAGUGAAGAUUCCGGUAUUAUUGUUCGUAAUGUUCUCGAUGUUCAUAUCAUUAAUGAAGAUAGCAAAAACAAAAGGGACAACAAAUCUAUUACCUCAAACUCACCUAAAACCUGUGAUUAUCCAACCAGUGGUGGAUCAGAAACUGAGCCUUGGAGGAAAAGAAACACUUCAGACAGAUCUAGUGGGUUACCACCAAUUGCUCCUUCAAGGGUCAAAUCUUUACCUCCAAUUUCUCGUAGAAACUCCAUGUCUGCUUUCGAUUACGAAAUGUUUAAAAUCGACAAUGAAGUCGGGUUGCUAAGAGAAAGGCUAAGGAUUAUACAGCAAGGAAGAGAAAAGCUUAACAUCCCUGCAGGGCCCAAGGAAAGGGAACAAUCUCAGAUGCAAAUGAUGGAAAACAUUGCAAGUCAACUUCAAGAGAUACGACAAUUAUCGGUACCCCAAAAGGCUUUGCGACAGGCGUCUUUGCCCUCUCCAUCCUCUAAGGUUAUGUCAAAGAAGAGACAUGGACAUGGUGCUCUUUUGGGAGAGAUGAAAAGCAUUUAAAGGAGAGAAUUGUACACACAAUUUUCGCUAAACGAGAUGAGCUAGAUAAUCCGAUUGGUUGGAUCCAUUUGGUACCGCGCUGAUAUCUUCCGACGCGCUGAUUAUAACUUCCCUAUGAUUGCACAGGUUCCUGAAAGAACUGAGCUUCUGUCGAUCACACUUCAGAUAACCACCACUUCGACCGACGAAUUCCGGGUGCGAUGCU
This is a messenger RNA of Hibiscus syriacus, 2017 nucleotides long. RefSeq lists its product as uncharacterized. NCBI's taxonomy places the organism in Eukaryota, Viridiplantae, Streptophyta, Magnoliopsida, Malvales, Malvaceae. The coding region runs from base 73 to 1812 and encodes 579 amino acids. The record is from RefSeq and is a predicted model, not a curated record. The transcript has 7 exons.